Messenger RNA from Marmota monax (woodchuck), 8708 nucleotides. It is a transcript of the gene Spag9, whose product is annotated as sperm associated antigen 9. Gene Ontology annotation, biological process: vesicle-mediated transport. The record is from RefSeq and is a predicted model, not a curated record. The coding region runs from base 619 to 4194 and encodes 1191 amino acids. Gene Ontology annotation, cellular component: cytoplasm. Lineage: Eukaryota; Metazoa; Chordata; Mammalia; Rodentia; Sciuridae. Gene Ontology annotation, molecular function: MAP kinase scaffold activity; kinesin binding; JUN kinase binding. The transcript is spliced from 28 exons.
CAAUAGUUAGGCUGGUUCAAAAAGCUCUCCAUGGUGACUGGAAUGCUGUAGGAGAGAAUAGCAUGGAAAAAUAGAAACAGCUUUCAUUAUUAAAAAGAUAAAUUGUGAGCCAUGCUAUUAUAAGCAGCAUGUUGAGGUAUUUUGAUGUUUAUGAUUCUUCAUGGAGAUUAUGCAGGGUCUAAAAUUUUCUGAUUUGCGAGAAUGCUGACAUUUUAAAUUUCUUCAUUAAAUUGGACCUUUUUGGUCCAGAGAGGCAUGUUUGAAGGGGUUAGCUAGCCAUCUGUUUGAUGUAGGAGUGUGAAUAAAUUAUGUAGAUCUCUGGGCAUUGUAUCCAAUGAGCUAAGCCAGGACUCUCAGUGGAGAGGAAGAUAGUUAAUAGGCUGGCUGUCGCUCUGGGUUGCUGCAUAAAUGGUAGGAGCAGCCGCUCUAUGGUUAUUAGGUGGGGAGAGCGGAAUGACGUCAUCAUUUGGGAGCCGCUGCAGGACCGAGUGGAAAGCUGCUGCUGAUGGCAUUGUUUUUGUGGCAGCAGCUGAAUGACAGAUCCUCACUACAAAGAUACCCAUUUGGCCCCCGUGUAGGCCUCCUGGUUCGGGUGUUUCACCAUGCCAGCACAGCGCCAUGAGUCCUGGAUGCAUGCUGCUAUUUGUGUUUGGCUUCGUUGGCGGGGCGGUGGUCAUUAAUUCUGCUAUCUUAGUGUCUCUCUCUGUUUUGCUGCUUGUGCACUUUUCUAUUUCUACCGGUGUGCCAGCUCUGACGCAGAACCUGCCAAGGAUACUCAGAAAAGAACGCCCUAUAUCCUUAGGAAUUUUUCCAUUACCUGCUGGAGAUGGAUUGCUUACACCUGACACUCAGAAAGGAGGUGAGACCCCAGGAUCAGAGCAAUGGAAAUUUCAAGAAUUAAGUCAACCACGUUCUCAUACCAGUCUGAAGGUCAGCAAUAGUCCUGAACCUCUGAAGGCUGUAGAACAGGAGGAUGAACUUUCUGAUGUUAGCCAAGGUGGAUCUAAAGCUACCACUCCAGCAUCAAUAGCUACUUCAGAUGUGGCAGCAAUUCCUCCUGAUACUCCCUUAAAGGAAGAUAAUGAAGGAUCUGUGAAGGGUACUGACACACCAAAUAAGUCAGACAUAAGCAAACAUAUUGAAGUGCAGGUAGCCCAAGAAACUAGAAAUGCAUCUACAGGCUCUGCUGAAAAUGAAGAGAAGUCAGAAGUUCAAGCAAUCAUUGAGUCCACUCCUGAAUUGGAUAUGGACAAAGAUCUCAGUGGAUACAAAGGUUCAAGCACUCCCACCAAAGGCAUAGAGAACAAAGCUUUUGAUCGCAAUACAGAAUCUCUCUUUGAAGAACUGUCCUCAGCUGGCUCAGGCCUAAUUGGAGAUGUGGAUGAAGGAGCAGAUUUACUAGGAAUGGGUCGUGAAGUUGAGAAUCUUAUACUAGAAAAUACACAACUGUUGGAAACCAAAAAUGCUUUGAAUGUAGUAAAGAAUGAUCUGAUAGCAAAAGUGGAUGAACUCACCUGUGAGAAAGACGUGCUGCAAGGGGAAUUAGAGGCUGUGAAACAAGCCAAACUGAAGCUAGAAGAAAAGAACAAAGAAUUGGAAGAGGAGCUCAGAAAAGCUCGUGCAGAAGCUGAAGAUGCAAGGCAGAAAGCAAAAGAUGAUGAUGAUAGUGAUAUACCCACAGCUCAGAGGAAGCGGUUUACUAGAGUAGAAAUGGCCCGUGUUCUCAUGGAAAGAAACCAGUAUAAGGAGAGAUUAAUGGAGCUUCAAGAAGCUGUUCGAUGGACAGAGAUGAUUCGGGCAUCACGAGAAAAUCCAGCCAUGCAGGAAAAAAAAAGGUCAAGCAUCUGGCAGUUUUUCAGCCGACUUUUCAGCUCUUCAAGUAAUACAACAAAGAAGCCUGAACCACCUGUUAAUCUGAAGUAUAAUGCACCCACCUCUCAUGUUACUCCUUCUGUCAAGAAAAGAAGCAGCACCUUAUCUCAGCUUCCUGGGGAUAAGUCCAAAGCUUUUGAUUUCCUUAGUGAAGAAACUGAAGCUAGUUUAGCCUCACGCAGAGAACAAAAGAGAGAACAGUAUCGUCAGGUAAAGGCACAUGUUCAGAAGGAAGAUGGUCGAGUGCAAGCUUUUGGCUGGAGUCUGCCUCAGAAGUAUAAACAGGUAACCAAUGGUCAAGGGGAAAAUAAGAUGAAAAAUUUGCCUGUGCCUGUCUAUCUCAGACCUCUAGAUGAAAAAGAUGCAUCCAUGAAGCUGUGGUGUGCUGUUGGAGUCAAUUUAUCUGGUGGGAAGACCAGAGAUGGUGGUUCUGUUGUUGGAGCAAGUGUAUUUUACAAAGAUGUUGCUGGUUUGGAUACUGAAGGCAGCAAACAGCGAAGUGCAUCUCAGAGUAGUUUAGAUAAGUUAGAUCAGGAACUUAAGGAACAGCAGAAGGAGUUAAAAAGUCAUGAAGAAUUAUCCAGUCAAGUCUGGAUCUGUACCAGCACUCAUUCAGCUACAAAAGUCAUCAUCAUUGAUGCUAUUCAACCAGGCAACAUCCUUGACAGUUUCACUGUUUGCAACUCUCACGUUCUUUGCAUUGCAAGUGUCCCAGGAGCCCGAGAAACAGACUAUCCUGCAGGAGAAGAACUUUCAGAAUCUGGUCAGGUGGACAAAGCAUCUUUAUGUGGAAGCAUGACAAGCAACAGCUCAGCAGAGACAGAUAGCUUGUUGGGAGGCAUCACAGUGGUUGGUUGCUCCACAGAAGGUGUGACAGGAACUGCCACUUCUCCUAGUACCAAUGGUGCUUCACCAGUGAUAGACAAACCACCAGAAAUGGAAGCGGAAAAUAGUGAGGUUGAUGAAAAUGUUCCAACAGCAGAAGAAGCAACUGAAGCCACAGAAGGCAAUGCAGGAUCCACUGAAGACACUGUGGACAUCUCCCAGCCUGGUGUAUACACAGAGCAUGUCUUUACAGAUCCUUUAGGAGUUCAGCUCCCAGAAGACCUCUCUCCAGUCUAUCAGUCAAGUAAUGACUCAGAUGUGUAUAAAGAUCAAGUAUCAGUAUUGCCAAAUGAACAAGACCUGGUGAGAGAAGAAGCUCAGAAAAUGAGUAGUCUUUUACCAACCAUGUGGCUUGGAGCUCAAAAUGGCUGUUUGUAUGUCCAUUCAUCUGUAGCCCAGUGGAGGAAAUGCCUCCAUUCCAUUAAACUUAAAGAUUCGAUUCUCAGUAUUGUACACGUGAAAGGAAUUGUGUUAGUGGCCCUGGCUGAUGGCACCCUCGCAAUCUUUCACAGAGGAGUUGACGGACAGUGGGACUUAUCAAACUAUCAUCUCUUAGACCUUGGACGGCCUCACCAUUCCAUACGAUGUAUGACUGUGGUACACGACAAAGUCUGGUGUGGCUACAGAAACAAAAUCUAUGUGGUUCAGCCAAAGGCCAUGAAAAUAGAGAAAUCAUUUGAUGCACAUCCCAGGAAGGAGAGCCAAGUGCGGCAGCUUGCAUGGGUGGGUGACGGUGUGUGGGUCUCCAUUCGUUUGGAUUCCACACUUCGUCUCUAUCAUGCACACACUUACCAACAUCUACAGGAUGUGGACAUUGAGCCUUAUGUAAGCAAAAUGUUAGGUACUGGAAAAUUGGGCUUCUCUUUUGUGAGGAUUACAGCUCUUAUGGUGUCUUGCAAUCGUUUGUGGGUGGGGACAGGAAAUGGUGUCAUUAUCUCCAUCCCAUUGACAGAAACCGUAAUCCUCCACCAGGGACGUUUACUGGGGCUGAGGGCAAAUAAAACCUCAGGAGCAACAGGAAAUCGUCCUGGCAGUGUAAUCCGUGUAUAUGGUGAUGAAAACAGCGAUAAAGUGACUCCAGGAACAUUUAUACCCUAUUGUUCAAUGGCACAUGCACAGCUUUGCUUCCAUGGACACCGGGAUGCUGUGAAAUUCUUUGUGGCAGUCCCAGGUCAAGUCAUUAGCCCACAAAGUGGCAGUAGUGGCACAGAUUUAACAGGUGAUAAAGCAGGACCAUCUGCACCGGAGUCCAGCAGCCAGACACCCUUGAAGUCUAUGCUUGUCAUCAGUGGAGGAGAGGGCUACAUUGACUUCCGGAUGGGUGAUGAAGGUGGAGAAUCAGAACUUCUUGGAGAAGAUCUUCCACUUGAACCAUCUGUCACCAAAGCAGAAAGAAGUCACUUGAUAGUAUGGCAAGUGAUGUAUGGCAGUGAGUGAGCCCAUAGGAUACAGGUGGAGAUAGGGACAUGUCUCUUCUGCAUGGUUUAUUUUUCCUUUUCCCCUUUAUUUAAUGCUUUUUUUUUUUUUUUUUUUUUUUUUGUGGUGAAAUAAGUUUCACCACAUAAUAUGUGAGCAUUUCUUCCUGUUAACUUUAUAUUACAAAAUCUGUCCUGCCGUAACAAUACAGAGGAAUUAGCUGUUUUACUGCACCAGUGUUAUAGGCAAUUUCAGUAUAUUAUGAACAAAUCAAAGAAUUACUUUCUUCAAACUGGUGAAUUACAGAAAGCAAUCCAGAUGUGGUUUUUUCUGCCACAGUCUAAUGUCACUCACUUCAUUUGAUGGGGUCACUUUUUAGCUGUCACUAAUAAUGGAAUUAUUGGAAAACACUUGAUAAAUGAAACUGUACCAUUAAGUACUAUAACAGAGUUUUCCCCGGUGUAUAUAAAAUUGACACACACUACUAUCAGAUGGAGUAUCAGGAUUUGUCUAACUAUCCCAAAAAGGCUAAAAGCUAACUGUAAAUUAACUUUCACUUUUCAAGUCUGACAAAUCUUGUUUAUAUGGUAUAUAAAACUUUGUUUUCAUCAGAUUUUCAGGGGGUUUUAUAUUAAAGAAAUUAAGACUACACUAUUUAAAUAAAAGUUUCCUGUUUCUGACUUAUUAGAGCUCUAAAGUUUAUGAGGCCUGCUUCUCUGAAUAUCCUGAUUUUUUUUUUUUUUUGAGACUAGUUUCUCUUGUUUUCAAACUGACACGUUUGAGAGGUUUAUAAUUUAUAAAGCUUAGAAGAAGCUUUAGCCUUGUGUUUUGCAUUCAUCCUACCAGAGAUGAUGGUAGUUAAUUCGGGUUUUUUUUCCUUAUAAAAUAUCACCUAUUUGCCACAUGUUCCUGGGCUGCUCUGACCUGUUAGAAGUAAAAGUGAAGUCGUGAUGGAGGGUGAUAGAGUCUGUCCUCACCAAUUAAGUGAGGAUUUUGUGUGUAUAUGUGUGUGUGUUCCUGAGGACCAAACCUAGGGCCUCAUGCAUGCCAGUCAAGUAUGCUUACCACUGAGCUACAUCACUAGCCCAUUGAAUAAGAAAUUUGACCAGGAGGGUUGUUUUCUUUUUUCUGUGUAAAACUACUAAAUACUUGGUAUUUUGGAUGUAAGUAACAUGUUUAAGCUUUUGCGCCCUUCUAAGCUCAGUAUUUUGAGCUUAGAUAGUAUUUUAUCUUCAAAAAGGAAAACUAUGAAGGGGAAGAAGACAAAGCUGAUAUACCAUAUAUAUAUAUAAAGUCAAGGCUGAUAAUUAUAUCUUUUCAAUUAACAGUAUCCAUUCAAAAAAUAGAUUAGAAUCUAGAUUUGACUGAUUUUUUUUUCCCUUAGUAAGUUUUUUAAAACCAUGAUGCUUUAGGUUUUUCCCUCUCAAGCUUCUUGAAAAUGUAUGGUUUACCAUUUCUUAUUGUUACUCUAGGUAAAGUUAAAUAUAAUUUUAUGCUAUUUUAAAAAUGCAAACCUAUUGGGGCUAGGGCUGGGGCUCAGUGGUAGAGCGCUUGCCUAGCAUGUGUGAGGCACUGGGUUUGAGCCUCAGCAUCACAUAAAAAAUAAAGGUAUUGUGUCCAUCUACAACUAAAAAAAAAAAGAAAAAUACAAACUUACGGGAAAAAUGUUCCCCCGUCAUUGUAAGGACUUCAAAGAAAAAAAAGCAAACACAGGUCUCCAAUUGUCAAAACAUUCUUAGGUACCAGGGUUGGUUUUUUUUUUGUUUUUGUUUUUUUUUCUUUUUCUUCUGAACUAUUACACAAAGAUAUCUGUAAAAACUAUACCAGUGACUUUAACGCAUAUACAUGAUCUGGCUAGGACAUAAAAUACGUGGGAUUUACUGAGCUUUGGAAGACCUUUGGAUCCAUUUGGCCACAUGUGUCUAUAAGCACACUGUAUACACCAUAAAACUGUGGCUAUGUAUGUUUUAGAAGAAAAACCUAUUUUAAUAAAAGCUGUAUGUAACAGAUAAUUUUUUGCUUGAGCUUAGUCACUUAAGGAAACAAAAUUUAGGCCACUUUUCCAUAGCUUGUUUGCUAUGUGUUUUUGUUUUAAUCUUAGCCACUUUUGGCAAUUCCUAAAAAAGCAUUAUUAAACCUUUGUUAAGAAUGUUGUAUAAAUUCAUAGAGACACCAAAGUGUUGGGAAUUUUAAUCCCAAGAGGUAAGCAUCCCAGAGUCAGAUGCCCGACUUGUUCAGAAGCCUUUCACACAUUUGUAUGAUUGAUGUAACUUAGGAAAUCAGGAAUUAACAAUGAACUGUGCAAACGUAGUUGUAAAUGCUCCUUUUAAACUUACCAGCUCUGACUUAAGGAAUAUAGGUGCGUAAUCAUUUUACCUAAAGAUAUCAGAUUGUCUGUGGCCCUGUUAAUUAAUUUCAGGGACCAAAAAGGACAAAAAUGCCUGUAUAAUUUGUUUUAAAGACUUGUGCGUAUAUUUGUAAUUUCAGUUAAACACUUUCUAUAGAUUACUUUCCUUCCUCUUUCCCCCAAUAAUAGGUUUAUAUUCUUGUAAUGUCUACUUUGAUCAAGGUGGUAGUCUUUUGAAGAAAUGACCAAAUGUAAGCUUCUCAAAAGCAGUAGAGGGCUGUAGCUCCCAAAUCCAGAACGAACAAGGAUUGAGUGCCUUGGGUUGGUCUCUCCACAUAGAAAAUUUGCCCCUAUUGGAAGAAAUCAGGGGUACUAAGGAUUCUCAUUUUGUUACAUUGGGUUAUGUAUGAAAUUGAAUCAUAUAAGGUGCUGGGAUUGUGGCUCAGCGGUAGAGCGAUCGUCUAGCACGUGCGAGGCCCUGGAUUCGAUCCUUAGCACCACAUAAAAAUAAAACAAAGGUAUUGUAUCCAACUACUUUUAAAAAAUAAAUAUUAAAAAAGAAGAAGAAGAGGGCUGGGGAUGUGGCUGAAGCGGUAGCGUGCUUGUCUGGCAUGUGUGGGGCACUGGGUUCGAUCCUCAGCACCACAUAAAAAUAAAAUAAAGUUGUUGUGUCCACCGAAAACUAAAAAAUAAAUAUUAAAAAACUGUCAAAAAAAGAAGAAGAAAUUGAGUCAUGAAAUUAUCAUUGUUCAGCCAUAGCUGAUCUAUAGAAAUGGCAUCACUGUAUGCCUCAAUCUAAUACUUAUUAAGUCUAAGUUAAAAUCUCCAUGAGGCAAAGGGAGAAUAUUUUCUAUGGACUCAGUUUUGAGAGUAUUUUUCUGUAACUUGUGUGGAUCUAAAUUGUUAAAAUAGGAAUCAGUCUCUUAAAAAUUGCAACUUGUUGAGAGUGUAAAACAUUUUAGCACAGAAUAUUCAGCACGUGACUUUCCAGAUGAAGUGUGUUUAUGUAGAAAGCCAGGCUCAGUGGUGUACACCUGUAGUCCCAGCUACAUAGGAAGUUGAAGCGGGAGGAUCAUAAGUUUGAGGCCAGCCUCAACAACUUAGUACGACCCUGUCUCAAAAUGAAAAAUAAAAGGACUGGGGAUAUAGCUCAGUGGUAGAGUACUCCUGAGUUCAGUUUCUAAUACCGCAAAAUAAGAAAAAGAAAGGCUAAAAUACAUUCUCUUGAGCCAGGCAUGUUGGCGCAUGCCUGUAGUCCUAGUGACUCAGGAGGCUGAUACCAGAGGAUUGCAAGGUUGAGGCCAGGCAAUUUAACAAGGCCAUAAGAAACUUAAUGAGAUCUUGUCUCAAUGAAAAAAAAAAAAGGCGGGGGCUGGGGAUGUAGCUUAGUGGUUAAGCACCCCUGUGUUCAAUCCCCAAUACAAAAAAAAAAAAAAAAAAGAUUCUCAGUUGCAAUAUUUUUCGUUUCUUCCUGCAUUUGAGAAGAGAACUCUUGACAUAGGCUGCCUUAGUAAUAAAACAUCUCAUAAUAUUAACUGUCCUAAAGGAUGUGUGUCUUGGAAAUGCUGUGGAACUGAAUAUUUAUUUUCUUGUGAGUAUUAUGACCUUUACCAAAGGACUCAACCAGAGUUAGGGCUUUUCUUUGCCCUGUUUUUCCACCCCAUGGUGCUAGGGUUGGAAUCCAGGGCCUUGUGCAUGCUGGGCAAGUGCUCUACCACCAUGCUUCAUUGCCAGUAGGGCUCUUCUUAAUUGAUCAUGUUGAGAAAGUGACUUACUUGGUCUCACUUUGUGACAGGGGAAGAGGAGGAGAGAAGAUGAAAUGUGGAAGUCAUCAAUGCUUUUCUAACAGGGUUAUGCUCUUCUGUAACACUAAUUGUCUUUUUCUUAAAUAAUUAAGUUUUAUUAUUAAUUUUGUCUUGCAUUUCUCAAUAUUUGAAUAUAUUUUAACAAUUUAUGUUCUAAAUUUGUUUUUUGUUCUAGACAUCUUAUCCAGAAUUUUACUUGCCUCCAUAAAGUGGGAUUCUGGAGUGUCCCACUUGACUGUCUUAGAGGCUGAGGCUUUGUUUCUAUGAGCAAAAAGCUCACUUAGCAAUGUAGUUAUUUCAGUAUUUAUUUCUAUUAUGGAAUCCCUGGGGUUCGGAAUGUAACUUUGUACAUGAAAUAUAUAUAAAUAUGUAUAUGAAACAUG